GUUUCUGCAGGCGACACUUGCAAGCGACCCUUCACGCCAAACCUGCCCUUCAAUUCUUCUCUUCAAUAUACUUCUCUCUCUUCAGAAACAGUCCAAAUUUCCAUUCUUUUUUCCACUACUUCCUUUAAUUAACAAUGACUUGCGCACAGACUUUUCUUUUUCAUCGUUAUUACGACUGUUGAAGCGAUCGUUGAGGUGAAAGCUAGCUAAUAUCAUUCACUAAGAAGAGGGAAACACCAUCAUCGUUUGGUAAGGAGCUUGGUGGUUAGGUGGUCUUCUGGCUUUCAAGGAGCAUUUUCUUUACAGGUUGUCUCGUGGGUCGAUCUUUUUUUAUUCAUUUUUAGAUGGAGGAGAGGUAUGAGCCAAUCAAGGAGCUUGGUUCUGGAAAUUUUGGGGUGGCAAGGCUUGUGAGGGAUAAGAAGACAAAGGAGCUUGUUGCUGUAAAGUACAUAGAGAGGGGGAAAAAGAUUGAUGAGAAUGUACAGAGAGAAAUCAUCAAUCACAGGUCCUUAAGGCAUCCAAACAUUGUUCGCUUCAAAGAGGUCAUAUUGACUCCGACACAUUUAGCAAUUGUCAUGGAAUAUGCAGCUGGUGGUGAACUGUUUGCGAGGAUAUGUAGUGCUGGUAGAUUUAGUGAAGAUGAGGCGAGAUUCUUCUUUCAGCAACUAAUAUCUGGAGUCAGCUAUUGUCAUUCCAUGGAAAUUUGUCACAGGGACCUGAAACUUGAAAAUACACUUUUGGAUGGAAGCCCUACACCACGACUUAAAAUAUGUGAUUUUGGUUACUCCAAGUCUGCUCUGUUGCAUUCACAACCCAAAUCAACAGUUGGAACACCGGCAUACAUUGCUCCAGAAGUACUAUCAAGAAAAGAAUAUGAUGGCAAGAUUUCAGAUGUUUGGUCAUGUGGGGUGACACUGUACGUGAUGUUGGUGGGAGCAUACCCUUUUGAGGAUCCUGAAGAUCCUAGAAAUUUCCGCAAGACAAUUGGGAGAAUAAUGAGCGUUCAGUACUCCAUACCGGACUAUGUACGGGUCUCCGCAGAUUGCAAGCACCUUCUUUCUCGUAUUUUUGUGGCCAAUCCUGCAAAGAGGAUCACCAUCCCAGAGAUCAAGCAGCACCCUUGGUUUCUAAAAAAUUUUCCAAAGGAGCUCAUUGAAAUCGAGAAGAAAAAUUAUGCAGAAUCAGAACGUGAUCAACCAAGUCAGAGUGUUGAUGAAGUAAUGCGUAUCAUACAAGAGGCGAAGACGCCUGGGGAAGGUGCCAAAUUGAGCGAGCAAGCUAUCGCGGGUACCUCUGAUGACUUGGAUGCUGAUUUGGAAUCUGAAAUUGAUGUAAGUGGCGACAUGGAGCCCCCAAUAUAAGCAUGUGUUCCUAGUUUUAAUUGAUUUCGGAUCAAGUAUCACAUGCCAUUGUCAAUCUAUUUUCAUUCUGAAGUAUUAGCUAAAGCAGUGUAACAUAUACAAUUCGGCUUUUUUUUUUUUUUUUCUUUAAGAUUGUAUUGUUUAUAAGACAGGUUUGUUUUUAUUUGUGUGUUGGAAAAAUCAGCAUAUAACUUUGAUUCA
Manihot esculenta (cassava) is the source of this 1562-nucleotide messenger RNA. RefSeq names its product serine/threonine-protein kinase SAPK3. Bases 345 to 1361 code for a protein of 338 amino acids. Lineage: Eukaryota; Viridiplantae; Streptophyta; Magnoliopsida; Malpighiales; Euphorbiaceae. Gene Ontology annotation, biological process: intracellular signal transduction; protein phosphorylation. The record is from RefSeq and is a predicted model, not a curated record. Gene Ontology annotation, molecular function: protein serine/threonine kinase activity; ATP binding. The transcript has 11 exons.